Anolis carolinensis (green anole) is the source of this 19710-nucleotide messenger RNA. RefSeq names its product ankyrin repeat domain 52 (gene ankrd52). The coding region runs from base 158 to 3463 and encodes 1101 amino acids. Gene Ontology annotation, molecular function: protein binding. The transcript is spliced from 29 exons. The record is from RefSeq and is a predicted model, not a curated record. Lineage: Eukaryota; Metazoa; Chordata; Lepidosauria; Squamata; Anolidae. Gene Ontology annotation, cellular component: ciliary inversin compartment. Gene Ontology annotation, biological process: protein localization to ciliary inversin compartment.
CCUCCUCCUCCCUCGGCGCUGCUGCCUCUCCGGGUGCCUGCCUGCCUGCUUGCGUGCCGCGGCGGCCGCUGAAACGCCAUCGAUGCCGGGAGCGCGGAGGCGGCGGUGGCGGCGCUCCUGCUGCUGCUGAGCGAGGUGGGGGCGGCCCCGCCCGGAGAUGGGGAUCCUCAGCAUCACGGACCAGCCUCCUCUGGUCCAAGCCAUCUUUAACCGUGAUAUAGAGGAGGUGCGGUCACUGCUGAGUCAGAAGGAGAAUAUCAAUGUGUUGGACCAAGAGAGACGAACCCCUUUGCAUGCAGCUGCAUAUUUGGGGGAUGCCCCUAUUGUUGAACUCCUUAUUCUAUCAGGUGCUAACGUUAAUGCAAAGGAUACCCUUUGGCUAACCCCGUUACACCGAGCUGCAGCUUCUCGCAAUGAGAAGGCACUUAACCUCCUCCUAAAGCACUCGGCAGAUGUCAACGCUCGUGACAAGUAUUGGCAAACACCACUACACGUUGCUGCUGCCAACAGAGCCACCAAGUGUGCUGAGGCCAUCAUCUCCCUGCUUAGUAGCGUUAAUGUGGCAGACCGCACUGGCCGCACAGCACUGCACCAUGCUGUACACAGUGGGCACAUCGAGAUGGUUAACCUCCUCUUAAAUAAAGGGGCCAAUCUGAAUACAUGUGACAAGAAGGAGAGACAACCAAUACAUUGGGCAGCCUUCCUUGGGCAUUUAGAAGUCUUGAAGCUGCUUGUGGCUCGAGGUGCUGAUGUCACUUGCAAAGACAAGAAGGGUUACACCCUGCUGCACACUGCAGCAGCCAGUGGCCAGAUUGAAGUGGUGAAGCACCUGCUGAGGCUUGGAGUUGAGAUCGAUGAACCAAAUUCCUUUGGCAACACUGCACUUCACAUUGCCUGUUACAUGGGCCAGGAUGCUGUGGCCAAUGAACUGGUCAACUAUGGCGCCAAUGUCAAUCAGCCCAAUGAGAAGGGCUUCACCCCCCUGCACUUUGCUGCCGUCUCCACCAACGGAGCCCUGUGCCUGGAACUUCUCGUCAAUAACGGAGCGGACGUGAACUUCCAGAGCAAAGAAGGGAAGAGUCCUUUGCACAUGGCUGCCAUUCAUGGACGGUUUACACGCUCCCAGAUUCUCAUACAAAAUGGCAGUGAGAUUGACUGCGCUGACAAAUAUGGCAAUACCCCCCUCCAUGUUGCUGCUAGAUACGGCCACGAGCUGCUAAUUAGUACUUUGAUGACGAAUGGUGCUGAUACUGCAAGGCGUGGGAUCCAUGACAUGUUCCCCUUGCACUUAGCUGUUCUCUUUGGAUUCUCAGACUGUUGUCGUAAGCUACUUUCCUCAGGUCAGUUGUACAGCAUUGUCUCCUCACUCAGCAAUGAGCAUGUGCUGUCUGCAGGCUUUGAUAUCAAUACGCCAGAUAACCUCGGGAGGACCUGCCUCCAUGCUGCUGCUUCCGGAGGGAAUGUUGAAUGUCUUAACUUGCUGUUGAGCAGUGGAGCUGACUUGAGGAGGAGAGAUAAGUUUGGAAGGACUCCUUUGCACUACGCAGCUGCAAAUGGCAGCUAUCAGUGUACGGUGACACUAGUCACUGCCGGAGCCAGUAUUAAUGAAGCUGACUGUAAAGGCUGCACCCCCUUACAUUAUGCUGCUGCUUCAGAUACUUACAGGAGAGCUGAGACUCAUUCAGGAAACAGCCAUGACACUGAUGAGGAGCCACUGAAGGAGUCACGACUGAAGGAGGCAAUCUUUUGUUUAGAGUUCUUGUUGGAUAAUGGUGCUGACCCAUCUCUCCGGGACAAGCAGGGAUACACCGCUGUCCAUUACGCAGCUGCCUAUGGCAACAGACAGAACCUUGAGUUGCUCCUGGAAAUGUCUUUUAACUGCCUGGACGAUGUGGAAAGCACCAUUCCAGUCAGCCCUUUGCACUUAGCUGCCUAUAACGGUCACUGUGAAGCCCUGAAGACACUUGCCGAAACCUUGGUGAACCUGGAUGUGCGGGACCACAAAGGGCGAACGGCUUUGUAUCUUGCCACGGAGAGGGGCUCCACAGAGUGUGUGGAGGUACUUACCAGCCAUGGUGCUUCUGCUCUGGUGAAGGAGAAAAAGAAGAAGUGGACACCCCUACAUGCUGCAGCUGCCUAUGGGAACACUGAUUCCCUACAUCUUCUCAUUGACAGUGGGGAGAGAGUCGAUAUCACCGAUGUCAUGGACCUCCAUGGACAGUUUGGGUGUCGGUCUACCAUGAAGAUACUGUUGAACUGGAGUUCCAUCAGACCUAGACAGCAUAGCCAGUGGUUAGGAAUGCUGACCCCGUUGAUGUUGGCAAUCACAAAUGGCCAUGUAGACUGUGUCCACCUCUUACUGGAGAAGGGAUCCACAGUAGAUGCAGCAGACAAGAGAGGCAGGACUGCACUGCACCGGGGGGCUGUGACUGGCUGUGAAGACUGCCUUGCAGCACUGCUGGACCAUGAUGCCUUUGUAUUGUGUCGGGAUUUCAAGGGCCGGACCCCGAUCCAUUUUGCCUCGGUGUGUGGGCAUUCUGAAAUCCUGAGGACCUUGCUGCAGGCAGCGCUCUCUACUGACCCUCUGGACUCUGUGGUGGACUAUAGUGGCUAUUCACCAAUGCACUGGGCUUCUUACAGUGGGCAUGAAGAUUGUCUUGAAUUGUUACUUGAACACAAUCCAUUUGCAUACCUAGAAGGAAACCCUUUUACUCCAUUGCACUGUGCAGUAAUUAACAACCAGGAUGGCACUGCUGAAAUGCUUGUGGAAGCAUUGGGUGCCAAGAUUGUUAAUAGCAGAGAUGCCAAAGGAAGGACCCCCCUUCACGCUGCUGCCUUUGCAGACAACAUCCAUGGUUUACAACUGCUUUUGCGCCACCAGGCUGAGGUAGAUGCAACUGACCAACUGGGAAGGACUGCUCUUAUGAUGGCUGCUGAGAAUGGUCAGACAGCAGCAGUUGAGUUUCUGCUGUAUAGAGCAAAAGCUGACCUAACUGUGCUGGAUGUCAACAAGAACACAGCUCUUCACCUGGCCUGCAGUAAGGGUCAUGAAAAGUGUGCCUUGUUGAUUCUGGGGGAAACCCAAGACCUUGGCCUUAUCAAUGCAACUAACAGUGCUCUGCAGAUGCCGCUCCAUAUUGCAGCUCGAAAUGGACUGGCCUCUGUCGUUCAAGCUCUGCUGAGCAGAGGUGCCACUGUGCUUGCUGUUGAUGAAGAAGGCCAUACCCCAGCCUUGGCUUGCGCCCCCAACAAAGAUGUUGCCGACUGCCUGGCACUUAUCCUUUCCACCAUGAAGCCUUUUCCACCUAAAGACGCCAUCAGCCCUUUCAGCUUCAACCUCCUCAAGAACUGCGGCAUUGCUGCCAAGACAGCAGCCUGCAGUGCCCUGCCCAACGGCAACAGCUGCCCCUACACCAAGGAUAGGCACAAUGCCAUCGGCUUAGAUGGCUGUUACUCUGAGUAGCUUAAAGAAACCAUGAUGGGUGAUCUAAUAUCUUCUAUUUAUUUAGGAAUUCUAUAAAUAUAGGACACUUUAAAGGAGAACAAGACUGGGAUAGGCUAUCCAAAGGAAUGUGGGUGGAGGAUCUCAGCUUCUGCUUCCCAUCAAGACUGCUUCAACCAUUGCGCUGAAAUUAAGAGUCAACUGUGUGACUCAAAAAUUUAAUUGAUAGUUGUUUCUGCUUUAUUAAUCUUGGCUUUAAAAUUUUCUGGGAAACAAUCCACUUGAUUUCUGCUUUCCUCUGUCCUUCAUCCAGCCAUUUUAUCUAUUGGUUAUGAGCCUGUGGCUUGAUUAACUUGAAAAUGGCCAGCUUUUGAAAUCCCAAAUCCUUUGGCUGUGAUGCAUUUAAGAACUGAACAGAAGACAAACCUAAACUCAUUUUGCUUAGCAUUUGCUGUAUUACAGAGCUCAAUUUUUAAUUGGAUGGAGCCUGAAAUUGAAAUUUGGAACCUCUCAAAAGUGACCCAUCCCAGGCAUCAUUCUGGUCCCCGGUCACUCUGCAAUACAUUUCUCCAUGCCUUACACUGAGAACAGUUUUUCUGUUGGCCAUGAGGUCUAGAUGGGAACAGAAGCCUGAUUUUCUCCUUAUUUUCAUUUGGCAUUAGAGUUUUGGUAAACAAGGGGCCGCAAAGAAAGGCAGCAGCUCCUGGCAAAGUGCCACUAUAACUGCUCCUUCCUUUCUAGUAAUUUUGUUUGUGUGUUGUUCGUUUGUUGUGCUUGCCCUUUUUGAUUCCAGUGAAAACACUUGAAUUGAGAACUACUGUACCUGGGACACUAGGAUACCUUAGGCAGCUCGUAUUCCCUUGUAUGCAAAAUGGGUGCUGUUGCCUGACUGACUGCGGUCCUGUCUGAUAAUUUAUGUAUGCGCUGCCAGAAUUAUCCCCACCACCAUAUCAGGCACUUUAGGGAUUUUCUCUUUUUGGAGGCUGAUUUUUGUGUUUUUUGCGGGGCGGGGGGGGGGGGGGGGGGAAUUACACACUAUUGGAUCUCCAAAGAGAAUUUCCUUUGUGGCUCCUUUCCUUCUCUGUGUUGUGCAGUGUUUCCACUUUAGACAGAUCAGUGUUGCUUUUUAAAAAAGAAAAGAAAUUAUUUAUAAAGAAAAUGCAUUUAUCCUUUAAAAACAGCAAAAAAGAACUUUUUUGCAAGGAAAAAAUGCACUUCAGAACCUUAACAAUCCUCCAUUUGUAUUUAUAAUUUGUCCCACUAGAAUGCAAUCUAGCAGGUUUCAUUUGGGCUUGUCUGUUUUAUGUAUGUAGAUACAUCUAUGAAUUGGGUUAGUGUAUUUGUUUUUAUUUUAAAAUUUAUAUUUAUUACACAUUUAAGUGUAUGCACUGUUUUUUUUCCUUUUUGUACUGUAAAUUGUAUUAUGCGUAGAAUCUUAUUUUAAAAAAUCAUAUCAGAAGUACAUUCAAAGCCAAAGAUUGGGAUGUAGCAGUUGGUUGAGGGCUGCCAGGGCAAGCAUUUUUGAUCCAGCAAUCUUUUCCUUUCUCUUUCCCAGUUCUGCAGUAUUGUGCUGGUUCUUGGACCAGUAGUUGGCAAAGUGUAGGGGAUUUGCAAAAUGAAUUAUUUCUGGAUGUUGGAUGCCUAGACCAGUAAGCUGUUAGGGCUAAGUAACUAUUUGAAACAACUAGUUUUUAUAUUCCUCAGCCACCUCCCCUUAUGGAAUCAGUAAGACUGUUAAAGGAGAAAAUAUGAGCCAGCUUUAUGCUUGGAACCAUCCUGCUUCAUGGUGCAUUUCUACACUUUAAAAUGUAAAUAUAUAUAUAUUUAUGAAUUACAGUUUCUUUAACCAAAAACUUACAUAGAAAGCCAGUUCCUCCCUUCCCCUAGUUUCACACUGGUUUUGUAAAGUGGGGUGAACACAACUGCUAUUUCCAUAGCCAUGGGCAUUGCCUAGCUUUUUUCUCAGAAAAUAAGAGACUAUUGAGCUUUUGGGUGUGUGGCUGGUGGAGUGGGCCUUAUUUUUAAAGGAGCUUAAUCCAGAUGCACAAAUGACAAAUGUAAAAUGAGGUUUCCAUUCCUUUUGGCACUGUUUAAUUUACCAAAGCCAAACUCCUAGAGCCAAAUAUUGAAGCUGUAAUCUUGACCUUUGGCUAACAGUGGAUUUUAAAUAAAGUUUUCCUAUCUUCAUUUUAUUUUCCUUUUGUUUACUCCCAACCAAAUGGACUCUGUCUUCCCCACAGACCCUUGCAUAUCGUUCUGAAUCAGCUGUUUAAGCAUUAGCUGAACGUUUUGUUGGUUUUGCUGUAUAUUGGAUUGCAAAAACUGGGGGCCUUAAGGUAGCAAGUUCUAGUCUUCUAACAAGCCCAGCCAUUUCCUUCAACUAAGCCUUCCACAAAGACUAGGGUGCUACUAGUUUAGCUGUUUUUCUUUCUUUGAUGCCCAAGGGAUCUCGAGAUAUCUUUUCCCUUCGCGACUGCUAGACAUGUGCAUACCAAGGUUUAACGCACUUGCCAAAAAGCACAGCAACAGCCUAUUUCAAGUUGGCCAUGAGUUUCCUUGCUGCACUAUGAUCAGGUUAGUUUUCUCUGCCCUCAGUUGCUUCAAGUUUUCUACCUUGAAAGAAAGUAUUAACCUUUCUACAUUAAAUACCUCACGUUGAAAUAGAAAUGAACAAAACUUGAAUUAAACAUCCCCUCUCCUCACCAUUACCCACAUUUUAAUACAGAAAGGUCCUUUUUGGGGGCACUCUUUAGUGAGAGAGCUGAAAAUAAUUUAAAACCUUGUUUACAUUGUUUUUAAAAAGGUACUAGCAAUUUGAAACUUAACAAAUUGCCUAAUUUUAGUUUUGCCUUCUAAGCGCAUUCCUCUUGCCCUGCCACACAAAAGGGGGAGGGAGGGUAGAUUGUUGGGAACUGAGUCAGAAGCCACAUCUUAUCUUUUUGUCCCCCCAAUUCCCCUUUAAGGGCUACAAUUUAAUCCUUUUCUAAGGGCCAAAACCUCUAUGGAAAGUCUUUGGGACUGAGAUAUUUAGAAGAAAGUGGCAAAAGAAGGCGAGACUCUGUGCUAAUUGUUGUGCUACGAUUUGGAUCAACUGAGAAAUCUUCAGGUCCUUUGUGUCAUUCCUUGGAUGUUGCUGUUGACUUUGCACUCUCACCUGUACCAAACAACAGAAACCAUUUUUGUUACCCAGUGGCAUGUGUAUUUCUGUUGAAAAAGCAUAGCAGAGGUAUGGCUAUACCUCAGAGUGGAAACAUUUGUGCUCCUAUGUUUUCAAUGGAGAUUUGUGCACCUCAUUUAUAGCAGCUUUCUGUGUUGGAGAUCCACUGUUGUUGGUUGUGGAGUGUUACAAAGGUGUAGAGCUAAGGAGAUCAAGCUUCCUCAGUAGCAUAAUUUUUGAACAGCUGAUAUGGCUUUAAAAGCGCAAAGGCAUUGGGGGAAUGGGGUGGGGGUGUUGAAAUAGAGAUAGGUUUUCCAAGAUCAUUUCAAAACAAGGGAAUUUCCUAGCCCUUAAAGACAUGGGUUGUGCUUGCAUUUCCUUUUCUUUUAUUAGGAUUGUAGCGGGUUAUAAUGCAUGUUUUACUUUUUAUUAACUGAAGAAAAAUAAUAAUCUAACACUUGAUCAUUUCUUAAAUGCAUUCUUGCUAGUAAUAUGUUCCUUUUCUCAUGUAUAAACAUAAAAUUCAAUAUAUGACAAUCAAUGUGAUCUCUUUAAGGGCUUCAGUGUUCUUAGCUCUGUAGCAUCAUGCAUUAAUAUUUUUAUGCUUUAGUUUUUCCCUUAUUUUUCCCUUUUCUUUUUUGAAAUAAUGAUGAUGAAGAAGAAAAUAGAGUGGAAAAAAUUCCAGCAGCGCAUACCUGAAUUAUUAUUUUUUUUUUAAAAAAAACUAAAUAAAUAAAGAGCCGGUGGUAGGUGGGUGGUGAAGAAAUGUGGUUAGUUGUGUUGUAGUUGCCAGUCUUGUUCUCUUUUAUUGUUGUUAACAUGUACAUUUUGACAGCACAGCUUGACAAUUUAAGUAAUAAUCAAAGUGUCUGGUGGUAAUAACUUGCAUUAUUGUGCUAAGAUGAGAGUUGAUUUCCCUAGUGCAUUGUAAAAGAGGGCUGGAGGCAAACUUCCUUUUUUACUUCCUGUCUUCUCUCUUCUCUUCCCCUGCCAUUCUGCCCAGUAUUGUGCAAGCGCAAUUUGAUGAAAGAUGUGCAGUAUUUCCUUUUUUUUUUUCUUUUUGCAGGGUUGGGGAAGUGGAAUGUUGUUUUCCUUUGCAGAUAUCUUGCUUUUGGUUUGUCCCUAUUGCCACCCUCCUUAGAAUGGCAUAGAUUUUGAACAUCUUUCUCUGGACCUCAGCAGACACAUUCAGAUGUUUCUGUCCUCUCCCCUAAACAAUCUGUGUUAAAAGCAAUCAUUGAGCUUCCCUCCUUAACCAAAUAAGGAAGUUUCUCUCCAACCAUCUUUCUCCAAAGCACUUGUUUUACAAGUAAAAUAAGCACUUUUGUUUAAAAGCAUGAGGGUCUAGUUCCCCCUUUUUAUAGCAACCCAUAGGAGAAAGGCCAGCAAGGGGAAAUGGGAUCAGGAGAAAUUUUGUUUUGGUUCCCCCCCUCCCUCUUUUUGUUUUGUUUGUUUUUAGUGGGUGGGAGGGGGAAUUCUUUUAAUUAACUUCAUGUCUUUAGAGAAUUAAUGAACAAAGGGAAGUUGUGUUUUUAAAAACAGCACAAAUACAUUUCAGCUUGACAAGUGUAUUUGCACUGCCAUUGUUAGAUAAAUGGGCCUCCCACCGGGAGCCCAGCUGAGCCAUAUAACUAUUGACAAACACUGAAUGUAAAUGUCCUUGUAGAGGGCAAGUACUGGGAAGCGAUAAAUUGAUCUUAUAUAACUGAAUGGGCACUUCAGCAAAUUUGAAAUAACCAGUCCUGUUAAGAUGAUGCUGUUCUCUCUUUUCUUACUUUUUGUUUUGUUUUGUUUUUUGUUCCCAAAGUUGCUGGAGAUUAAGGAAAAAAUCUUUUGUUGUAUUACUAUUACGAUUGCUAUCAUUUUAAAACUUCCUUUGCCCCCAAGGAGUGGGAAAUCAUGAAAUAUCUCCCUCUCCCCUGCUUUACACACAUAGCUCUGAGGUAAGAGAUGAAUGAGGUAUUACAUACCUAGAAAAGCGCAAUGUAAAUUAGCCUCCAGAAUACCUGCAUGCUGUCCAUUAUAGCCGUGUUGUUUGUUCAGGGCAGUUGUUUUCAAGCUGGGUUCUGUGGCAUCAUAGGUUAAUCUUUAUCAAGGCUUUUUGAGGAAAAGGUCUUUUAGUGGGUGCCAAGAUGGUAUACAAGGCAGCAUUGGCUAUCCUUGUCAAGCGUCUCCUGCAUUGCCCAGUUUUAAAGAAGGGCUGGGUUCCUCUUGGAGCCAGCCCUCAGUUUGUGCCCGACAAAAGGUAGGCCCAACAAACCUGGCUGACUCCUAGCAUGAGCCAAGAGUAAAUUUAAGGACGUAAACCUUGACAUGUGCAGUUGUUCUGUGGCCAAUGAGCCAAGGCAUUCUUGGCAGACAAACUGAUGUGAAACAAUUCCUCGUGAGGGUAGGACUAUUGAAUCCCCAUCUGGUUUGAGAUACUCCAGAGCAAUUGAAAGCCUUGGUGUGUGUGUGGUUCUGUUCAGCUUUUAACAGAAACAAACACCCUCCCGUUACAUCUAAUAAAUACUGGAAAAUGUAUUUCCAUAGUUUCUUCCUUUGUCUCUCCCUGACCCCUUUCCCCCCAAAUAAAAUACUUCCAUACUGACAUUUUGUGUAAUUCAAAUUGGAUCAGAUAUUCUCCCCCCUUCGUGCCAAAGGAAUCACAAAUUCAAGGAAAAGAAGGGGCAAUCUGUUGGUCCCCAAUACAGAUUUCCUUCACAGUCCAAUUCAGGCUCCCAAAAACAGGAGGGGAGAAAUCUCUCUGGAGUUGUGAAAACCUUGGAUUUAACUAAAGUCUCUUUUCUGGGUUGAAUUCGUCUGAGGGAUUCAACAAUGAACAUGGAGCAUUGUCGAAGCAAAUUUGUCUUCAGCGCCAUUUACUUCCAUGUCCAUGGAAAAAGGUUAGAGAUAUGUUGAAAUUUCCCAUCUGAAGAAAUGAGGACAUUGCUGCUCAUAGAGAAUUAAGGGGUUUGUGCUUCACUUGAAUAAUUAAUAUUGAGUCAAUGAAAAGUCCUCAAAGUAACAUUAGGUAGAAAAUAAACCAGGGUGGGUGGGAGGGGGGUUGAAUCUUUUAAGGACUAUUUUAAGGCAUCUGUAGCAAGUUCUUGGUGUCUUUCCUACAGUAUCUUAUGUGUAAAUGCUGCACCUAUGUAUAUUAUGCACAUAAACAUUUCUUCGGAAUAAGAUAGGACAGACCUCAUCACCAGUCAGGUAUAAUAACUAUUCUUCUGUGUGUCAGUUUUCGUGUGUGUGUGUGUGUGUGUGAGAGAGAGAGUGUGUGUGUUUAUCUGUGUGCAAUGCACAUCUUUCAAAUUCACUUUCAGUGCAAAAACAAAAGGGAUUUAAAAAGAGAAGAAAAUAGCCUUAUUUUUAAGUCCAACCUCGUCUUAUGAAUUUGUCAACUUGAAUAUAAUGAAGCAAAAUUGCAUGAAAGACUUUGAAACUAGCUGAGCCUUGAGUGCACAGUGGAAUGAAGUAAACUUUUUUCUAAACAAAAGAAAUAGUAUGCAAUUUCAGCUGGUUCAAUUUGGCUCGUUCCAAAAGUCCUGCUUUGUUUUCUUUAAAGAAUGGUGCAGGGUGGGUUGACUAUGCCAGCUUGUGCCUACCUUGCCUUCUCAAAACAUUGGGAAGUGGGUCUCUUCCCCCCCCCCCCCCCCCAAUACAUUGAUCAGAACAAAGACCUUUUUAGUGAUCACUGGAAAGAAGAAGGAUAUCCUUUGCGCCAAGGACUUGUGAAGUCCAAACAUUUUUGCAAAAUGUCAAGAGGUGGUAUAGUUCAGUUCAGAUCUCUUCUGUGGUAACUUCUGAUAGUUCUGAGUGUUUAAUGUCAUUUGAUCUUGAAGUGAGUAAUUGCAUAUUGGAUAGACCUGCAGAUCAUUCCCCCUUAUUUUAGUGUUCUGUUGGCAGAACAGACUACCUCGGGAGAAAGUUAAUUGACCUGAGCUCUAGAAGUGGUCCGUGACCUUGCUUUUUUGGUGUGGGUCGUGGACUGGCAUGCGUAGCUAUCUAUUUGGCCCAGGUCACAGCCUACUAUGUCCACACUGGGUCAGCUUAAUCAUGGGGAUGAGGAAACCUACUCUCAUGAGAUAUGCAUGUGUGUUUUGUACACACAACACAAAUGCAUCUGUAUUUGUAGCCUGCCAAGCUAUCAUGUUCUUGAAGUAUUUUAACAUUAAAUACAUUAAAUCAGUCCUUUCCCAUGGAUUUACACAGAGCCAGUGUGCCAAGGGAGGAGAGUAGAUGUAAGGAGGUGCCCUCCAAAAAGCAGAUUUGGCAGCUUUGAGAGCAAGAUUUUAAGUUACGUCAGGAAGGACAUUUCGGCUCUCAUUCUCUGGGCAUUGCCUUAAUUCCUAAAUUUUGCACUUAUAAGUUGUCUGGCCAGUUGGGAGAACUCUUAAGCAAAUUGGAAGUGGAUGUUGAGAUGGGAAAAUGAAAGAAUGAAUCUUGCAUGCUCUGAAGUGGGGGGGUGGGGUGGGGGGAGUUGCAAAUGUUGUCAAGUGACCAAAAUCAUGUUUCUGUUUGUGGUAGCACUGAACACACAUAGCCUUGUACUCAACCUCAGGUGGCAAGUGCAAACAAUUUCCCUUUGGUCUGUUGAGUGAGCAGCAUGCUUGUGUAUUUGAGACACUACCUGAGGUCUUUUGGAACAUUGCAGUGGUUUGGGUGCAUUUUUUGAAAAAAUGCAACCAAAAAACUUUUUUGUUGCUAGCAGGGACAAAUAUAAUUUACCGGCAUCCUUGAGUGGAGCUAGUUUUCAAAAUUAUAAGAGCCCAAAAACCUCAGCCUGUAUGAAAAUGAAAGAGAAGCAGAAAAAAAUGAAGAGAAAAUUGGGCAUUAUGACAACCAGUGUGUUAGUUUCCAGCUGUUAGUAUUUUGAAAGGCAUUUUCUACAGGUCCACUUGAAGAUACUUUCCAAAUUAGCUGCUCAUAUUUCUGUAUUUGCAUGUUGAACUUGAGCUUUCUUGACAAUUGUAGCUAAAAGCUUCCUGUGAUAUGUUUGAUGAGUUGCUGUUGAUCCCAGGUUGUGCUGGCAUCUAUGGCUUUUCAACUUUUAUCUAGUUUACAGAUGAAAUGUGUUUAUAGGAGUUAUGUUAGUAUUUCUCCAACUUGCUUUUCUUUAUCUCCCCCUCUUCUCUGUUCAACAACUUUGUCCAUUGUUACUAUCCAUUGGUUUCCCCUUACUUCAGAUCUCUAAAGUGUCAUUUCACAGGCUUAAGAUAAAACAUGGAUCUUGUGUUGAAAGCUUGUUCUUUUUAAAAAAACAAACAAUGUUAAACAUUCCAGAAGCUUUAGAUAUAUAUCAUGCAUUAUGUCCAAAAAACAUCAUGUGGGGUGAUAAAACAAAUGGAAUAAAAAGGGUUAAAAAUUAUCCAUCCUGAGUCCCCCUGGAGAGAUAGGACGGAAUACAAAUAAAGUCUUAUUAUAAAAUUGGGUGUUGGCCCUUUCCUAAGGAUAGGUGGUAGAUGCAUCUGUAUUAGAAAAGAAGUGUAUUAUCCAGUAUUCACUCAGCAUAACCUGUCUUGCUUCUCAAAAGAGAUGUGCAUCGUCCCUUCUCACAGGCUCUGGGUCAAAAGAAAUGAGCCUUUCUCCUUCCCUUCUCCUGAAGCUUUAAAAAUGUUUGCUCCAGCCCCCAAGAUAGGGUUGGGAAUUAGGGUGCUUCCCCCUCAUAUACACACAUAUUGGUAUACAUAAAGUUCUCUGUCUUGCACAGAAGGUGACUAACUUACACAACCUUCCUAAAGUGAACUAUCCUUAGAUGUAAAGCCUUAUAAAGUAUGUAUGAUUGCAAUCAACAUAAUUAUUUCAGUGUGUUGCAUCUCAGGUGUAAUGGAGAGAUACAGCUAAAUAUCUGGUCUCUUCUGUUCUAAACCACCCUCCUUUCUGUCCCCAGAACCCAUACAUACUACCCCAGCAUUUAGAAAACUCACUGUGGUCGUCAAAGCUUUCCCCGCUUGUUUUAGCUUUCCUUUCUCACUAGUGCCAGUUCAAAAAUGUUGACCAAUGUGGCUCUUGGCACCACCCUUUUGUCUUACCUGCCUUUAUUGUAGAUAGAAAUACUUGGCUGUUAUUUCUCCUUGGGGACCAUUGUAAGUAGAAUUGGUGCACAGUUGUUUUGCAUGUGGAUUUAAAUAACAUUAAAAUUUGGAAUAUCUACAGCAUAUGGAUUUUCCUUCUGAAAUCCCAAGGAAACCCGAGGUUCCAGACACACACACACACCGGCAGUAGAAAGAGUAUGCUGUGUGCUUUGCAUUGUGCUAAGAAUCUAAUCAUGUUGGUUUCUGAUAUUUUGGAGACCUCCUUUUUAAAAUCAUUCUAUUUCCUUUACUCAUUACCUGAGGAACUCUGUUACCUUCUUGCCUUGCAAACUCUGAACUUCACAUCUUUUUUUUUUUGGGGGGGGGGGUGUCAUUGUGUAAAUAGGGCUCCGUGGCUAUGUUCCAACCAUCUGUUAUUUCUUACUUAGCUAGUUUGGUUCUUUCAAACCCACCCUGCAGUAAUUUGAUGGGUGUGCUGCAUAGUCUCAGAUUUUUAAAAUUGCACUAAGUAUAGUUAGGUGCCACUUAGUGGUGUUUCCUUUUUUUUUGGGGGGGGGGGGGGGUCUUUAUCCUUCUUUCAAACCAAAAAAACCAGUAUCUUCCAUUACUGGAGGAUGUGACAAGUAUAGUGGUGGAAUCUUUUCUGUUCAUUAACUGCUCUCCUCCUUUUACCUAGAAAUAGUACUCAGCAAAGUGAUAAAAAUCUGGAUAUUUUUUUCCAAUUUCAGAACCUUGUCGCUUCACUUUAUCACCUCAGUGUGAAUGGUUUCUGUUUUGCACUGUUAAUAUUUGUAGGUGUCUUAAAACAUAGGCAUGAUCCUUCAGAGACUAGAAUCCUGUUGUUUGAUUCCAACCAGAGUAGGCUUAUUACAUCAACUAUUGACUGGUUAGUGGACAUGAUGGCUCUGUGGGGCUGACAGUAGAACUGAGUCCUAGAUCAGUGGUUCACAAACUUAUUUGGCUUACCACCCCCUUUCCAGAAAAAAUAUUACUCAGCACCCACUGGAUAUUUUUUUAAAAUUUUAAUAGCAAUUAAACAGAAAGAUAUAUGUAUUAAUGCAUAUGGCAAAUGCACCUGUGGCCAUCACCGCUCCCCUGGAUUGCUGCAGUGCCCACCAGGGGGCGGUAGCACCCACUUUGGGAAUCACUGGUCUAGAUUAUGAUCUCAGUUUCAAAGCAAUUUGAUCCCAGGCCCCAAACAAUUUGUUGUUUAUUGUUUCCACUUGAAUGAGGACACAUAUGUAGGUAACUGACAAGAUAAGAUCCUAAGGGAGGUGCAAGAUAAGACCUUCUUAAUGGUCUUCCUUCUCAAAUGGUCUUUUCACCAUUUGAAGUGAGAGCUGUGUAGUCCAGUCCUUGAGAGCACCUCUGAGGUGUUGAGAGAAACCAUUGUGAGAUUCUUUCACAACCUGAUUGCUCACUAAUCACAACAAUAGACCUGUUGUGAAGUAUGGGAAAAAUACCAAAUUUUUGAUAAAUCUGGACAAAAAGUUCAAUUUUUUGGUAAUUUCUUGAUCCAGUGUUCUUCUGGGUUGGAGCUUCUGUAGUCUGCACUUGGUUUCCUCUUGGCCCUUGUAGUUGAGUACUAUCUUGAGGAUAAUUGUGUAGUGUAGCUCUAUUAUCAAGGUAUCAGUUGUUUCUCCUGCUUUGAAUAAUUGGCACAAUAUCCCCCCCCCCCCCCAAAAAAAAAAAAAUUAAGCACAAAUGCGGGACUUUUCCCUAAUGUCAGCUAGCAUAAGAACGUGACAGUAAAACUAAGAACUCAAGUUGCUAACUUAGUAGAGAAACAUGAAAACUAGAAGCAAAAAGACAUAUUUCCAUCUGUGGAGGUGUAUCCCAUCUACAAGAAUAUUAUUUAUUUGAUGUGUGUUUGUCCUGGUGAUCCAAUGGAAGAAGUUAGAAAAGCAGGCUGUGUGGUUUGGAAACUCUUCAUUAGUUCCUAAAGAAAAGUGUACAGGAUAGAGGAAGAUUUGGUCCAUAUCCUCUUGAAUUUCAGGCCUAAGCUCCGGCUCCAGCAUGGGGAGUAGAGAUGGCAUAAGAAAUGGAGAUAAACAACUGCUCAAGGUCAUGAGUGCUGAUUGCCUUAAAUGUGAGUUACAAAAUUUUCAAAUACCUUUUAAAAGGGGAGAAAAGCAAGGUGACAGAAUAAGCAAGAUUUUUCACUGUAUAUUGCUCAAAGAGAAAGUUACACCAAGAUAGCUAAAGUACUAUUGUACCUUGGCAGACUAAGAAAACCCUUUCAAUCUUGUCAGUUCUAGUAAGUAGUUUGCUUUGAAAUCGACAUUGGGGCGCCAUUUUGACAAUCUGACUUCAGUGUUUAUUAUAUGUAAUGUCCUAAUAAUAUGAAACCCCUUUCGUAAACUGCAUUUGCUUCUUAGGUUUCUUGAGGUGGAGCUGUCAGAAUGUUUCAAAAUGAUUGUUAAUGUUCUUGUUGCAUGUUGUGUUUUUCCAAUUGCCUGGCCAUGCUGUGGCUGCAGCUUGAAGUCAUGAAUGUUGUUGGCUUGGAGGGUAUGGUGGUAAUUCUUUUGAAGAACAGCAGGGAUUGCUUUUGUUUCCUUGUAUUCUGUUCAUUACAGCAUGCCUCCAAUAGUGGCCAUCCUGCUGUUUUGCUGGGUGUGUUCUUGUCUUAUAGCAAUACUCGUUGGCUCUGACCUUGCAGGCACUUCAAAAACUACCUGUGCUCCAAACACAUUUCUUACUUGGGAGCAGCAAUAAAGGGGUAGGGUAGGAAAGGGUGAGAGAGACCCAUGGUUACGUUGAAAGUUUUUAGUCUGUUACAUACCUUGCACUAUUGGGAGUUUUGUUCUGUUUUAUUUGUUCAAGGGAGUGUGGCUUGCUUGCUUUUAUUUUUCUUCUUUUCUAGCAUUUUUUGCUGUAUAUCGAAGGAUUUGGAAGAAAUGUGUUCAGAAUUGUGUGAGGACUAACUUUACCCGUAGCGGAGGGUUCAUUCUUGGAACUGCUGGUUAUUCCCAAGUUGUUUCUUACUGUCUUUGUCCUCCCUGCCAGUUAUGUUGUUUUCUUCUCUUUGCUUGGAUUGUUCAUAAACAUACUCACACUCUGGUUACUUUGCACUUGGACAUACAAAUGAUGUGUGUCACUCAAGGGGCACUCUAAUUGUGUUUGUGUUGUUCGCAUGAGAGAAGCACCGGCAGCGCUUUUAGUGUUCAUUAUUCACUUUCAUUGUUCAUUGUUCACUUAUUCAGUCAGCAUAAGAUGGUAACAGUUCUUUCUGGCUUCGUCUUCUCAGCCAUUCUCUCUGGCACACCAGGACUUAGUUGAAGCCCUUUUUUUCUGUUGAUAGUUUCUAUCUUGUUUCCUAAAUCAGGACUGAGUUGAAGACCCUUUUUCUGUAGGUCAUUUCCACUUUGUUUCCUAAAGUUUCUCAGGUGUCAAGUUCUUGACCGUAACUUGCAGUCUACCUUUACAUGGAGUACAUGGACAGAUGGAAUUACUUGUGAUUAUUCAUAAUUAGCAUACAUAAAGGAUGAUGUUAUUUCUGCCAUGGUAGAAAUAAUGCAAAAAUAUAAUUCAAAAACUAUCUUUAAGAGUUUGAAAGUCCCUUUGGAGCGUGGCCUUCCAGAAUCCCUCCAUGGUGGUAUAUUUGAGAUUGCACCUGCUGGAGCGGUUUUAAUAUGAAGACCUUGUCUGUACUUGCUGUAAUGUUGUGGCUGGAAAGCUUUAGGCACCAAAGCAAAGGAAACUAAGUAUAGUAGAGUCUCACUUAUCCAACACUCACUUAUCCAACAUUCUGGAUUAUCCAACGCAUUUUUGUAGUCAAUGUUUUCAAUACAUCAUGAUAUUUUGGGGCUAAAUUCGUAAAUAUAGUAAUUACUACAUAACACUACUGCGUAUUGAACUACUUUUUCUGUCAAAUUUGUUGUAUAACAUGAUGUUUUGGUGUAAUUUGUAAAAUCAUAACCUAAUUUGAUGUUUAAUAGGCUUUUCCUUAAUCCCUCCUUAUUAUCCAACAUAUUUGCUUAUCCAACGUUCUGCCGGCCCGUUUAUGUUGGAUAAGUGAGACUCUACUGUACAUACAAAUACUCUUGAUCUUUUUUUCCUUGGCUGUUGAAUAUUUCAUGGUUCUUUCAUUUUAGUCUGGGACAAAAAAGCAGUAAAAAACAUUGGUUGCUGAUCCUUUUACUGUCAGUCUUGAAGAGAAAGAGAAUCCCAGCAAAUCACAGAAUCACAAUAGAUCACAAACCUGACCUAUUUCCACUUAAAAUAAGAGAGGAUCAGUAAAGCGUAGCCACAUGAUGUUUGUGUAGUAGAAUGGUACUGCUUGUCAUUCAGGUCAAACCCUUUUUGGUCUGAGGGGUAUUCAGAGAAGUGAAUGUUUGCUGGUAUUAUAUCAGAGUGGCAUUCUGUUUUAGUCACAUAGUCGAGGUUUAAUUCUUCAUCAGCACUCAGUAUUUGUUGUAGUUUGUAUCAUGGCCAGUUAUGUUUUAAAGAUCAAAAUCGUAGAGCGUUGUCUUUUGCUUCUAUAUGUGCCCUUUAGGUAGCUGAGAAGUAGAGAUGCACACCACUUUAGAAAGCUUUAGUAACUGCCUUCCCCACCUUUUCUCUUUUAUGGUGGCAUUCACCUGGCACCUGUGUGCCCUGACUUUCCCAGGGAUGCAGCACUGCUUAAUGAACACUCAAUCAGCAAUACAGUAGAAUUGGCAGUGGACUUUGAUAUUCUGUCGUUGCCUUUGCUUUCAUUCCCUGCCCUUACUAUUUUUUCUCAUCCUGGGUCAUAGCCACAGAGAUCCCAAAUACUGAAGACCAGCAUUUAUGGUGUCACCCAUAUAAAGGCGUGGGCUUGGGGAGGAGGAAUGAUAUUUUCCAUACACCUCAUUGUCUCUCUUUCAUUGCCUUCCCCACGUGCAAGCACUUUACUCUGUGUGUGUGUGUGUGUGUGUGUGCACACGCAUGUGCUGAGAUGUACAGUUUUCACAUGUAUUAGUUGCAAGGAGUUUUAAGGACAGAGGUGCAUAAAAUCACUAUGGUAGUGUUUUUUUUUUAAAGAAAAUACUCUUUUCCCUAUCCCUUGUAUAUGAAAUCUCUACUGCUAUUCUAGGCAAAUCAGGAGGUUGCAUAUCUCUCCUCCAGAUAUUUCAUAAACUGACCUAUUAUACUUAUCAUAGGGGUUGACAGACACUGUGGUCUGUCUUCUGCCAGUUUCUCUACUACCACUAUGCCUUGGUUGCAUUAUUUAGUUGUAUCUACCCCCAUGACAAGUAUAAUGUCUCAACUGACCUCCAGGAGAGUUCCAGGAGGUGAAAGAGACCUGCUCUUUCUCCACUUGUGUCAGAAUUAUUUUUGCUGAAUGGCCAGUUCCUACAAGCAACCUCUGUGAUGGAUUUACCUGUGAGCUCACCCUAUGUUUUUGCCUGUUGGUCCAUUAAAAUACAAAUCUAAGUAUAUUUUUUGGAAUCUCUCUGUCCCUGUCCAGUGCAGAAGAGCUUUGUAGGACUGAAAGGAUUUCGAUGCCUCUCCAGGAAAUGGUGGGUGUCUCUAAAUGUAUACUUUGAUCCCUUCAAAAGUUCCUUUGGGGGCAGGGAUGAAGGGAGAGCAGGUCUUCAUACCUACCUCUUGCAAUAAAAAUGGAGUGGAUCAGGGCACUAUUGAACCCUCUCUUGCUCUUCAUCUGAAAAAAAUAAGGGCAAGCACAUAGUCCAUACAAGAAACUCCUACUUGAGUAGGAUGUCUGCACUGGAAGCAUGCUUUUUGCUCUAUAUGAGUUGGUUUCCUCUUUGUCCAGUGAUACAAUCUAGUCAGCAUAAAUCUGGUAGGAGGAAUGUACACUAGUUCUUAGAUCAACGCCUCGUACUUAACAGAUCUGCUUUGUGUUUGGUCUUUUUUGUGUAAUUAAGGUGGGGUGGGGAAAGAAGAGUAGUUGUAUUUACUUCUUCAGAGCACUAAACCUACAACCUGCUGAUCAAAAGCAGCAUGCAGUCAUGUUGUCCUCCUUUGAGGCAGCGGCCUUAAUUGGGGUGGUUUGGCUAAGCAGGAUUUUUUAGAAACAAAAACGAGAUGCCUUUGUUAUAUAGAAUAUAUAAUUUGGGCAAGUUGAAAGAGUGGGUGGAGAAGGGAGUGUUGUUUGUGCAGUGGUGCCCUGUGUGAGGAUGGGCAUGGGAGUAAAAAUGGAAGCACUACCUACUAAGCACUCCCUUUACACCCCACCACCCCAUGCCUAUUGUUGACCCAUGGUCACUGUGGAGAGCCAUUGUCUUGUUAGUGUUGGAAAUCUUGGACCAAUGUUUAGAAGAAAUUUGAAAUGCACGUUCAGAUCAGCUCACAUGCCUGUGUUCCUGCUCACAGACUUAAAGAUCUUCCUUCAAACACUGGUUUAAAGCACAAAAGACUCAAAUCCCAGAAUGCUCACGGGGGGUAUUUUGGGGGGUUGGUUGUGGGGAGGGAGCUUCCAAGGCCAGUUGAAACCCCCCAGAUUCCAGUUCUAACCCCAAUGCUGUAGAGAGUCCCUCUUUAGUGUUCAAAUGUGCAAUCAGAGUGUAACUCUUUUCUACGUCCCACCAUGCAGCCUAGAGGCUUGAAGUACAGGUGCCUUUGUUGGCAAUCUCCCUCAUCCCUCUUCCUCUUCUGUUGGGGGUUUCUUGACAAAAUGAAGCACUUGUCUCACUGUUAGAAACCGCCAAACCUAUGUUCUGGUUUUGGAAAGAAAUGCAGUUGCAUCAAAUAUACCACCAACUCUUCUCCCCGCCUGGUUGUUCCAUGAAAUAAAAAUCGGUAUAAUCUAUAUCGGAGAAUAAUAAAGAAAACAGACAAGUGUCACAAGCCAUCCAUUCCUCUUUUCCACACGCUGCACCCCACUCCUGCAUAGUGUGGAAGCCACCUUGUACAAGCCUCUUUAUGUGAACCCAGUGAAUUGUUACCUUUUUUGUCUCAGAUGUUAUAUAUGCAUUUUCAGAAUUUCUGCAUCACCUUUUGGGAGUUUGGGAAGGGAGGGGAGGGAUCAAACAGGAACUUAAAAGCUAAAUUAAAAAAAAACAUUCAGACUUGAUCUAUUUUCUACAAUGUAUGCUGCGACCAGGUCCUGUUAUUCAUAUUGUGGCUUUGAAUCAAUUAUGUUUAUUAAAAUGCUGUUGCUUCUA